GGUGCUUAUGGACUUUCCUCAAUUGACAAUGACGCUGCCUGAUGGCCGUGAGGAGUCUGUCAUGAAGCGUACUACACUGGUGGCCAAUACUUCAAACAUGCCAGUGGCUGCUCGCGAGGCUUCAAUUUAUACAGGAAUCACUAUUGCUGAAUAUUUCAGAGAUAUGGGCUACAAUGUCAGUAUGAUGGCAGAUUCAACAUCUCGUUGGGCAGAAGCAUUACGUGAAAUUUCAGGUCGACUGGCAGAGAUGCCUGCUGACAGUGGAUAUCCUGCAUACUUGGCAGCACGUUUGGCAUCCUUCUAUGAACGUGCUGGUAAAGUUAAAUGUCUUGGUGGGCCAGAAAGAACUGGCAGCGUCACCAUUGUUGGUGCUGUUUCACCUCCAGGAGGAGAUUUCUCUGAUCCUGUUACAUCUGCAACACUCAGUAUUGUCCAGGUUUUCUGGGGUCUGGACAAAAAACUGGCACAGAGGAAGCAUUUCCCUUCCGUAAACUGGCUCAUUUCCUACUCUAAGUACUCAGGGGCACUGGAAUCCUUUUAUGAGAAAUUCGAUCCAGAUUUUAUUGAUAUCAGGACAAAAGCUCGUGAAGUGCUGCAAAGAGAGGAUGAUUUGAAUGAAAUUGUGCAGCUAGUUGGAAAGGAUGCUUUAGCUGAAACCGAUAAGAUUACCCUGGAAACUGCAAAGCUCUUGAGGGAGGACUAUCUUGCACAGAACGCAUUUACACCUUAUGAUAAAUUCUGCCCUUUCUACAAGUCUGUUUGGAUGAUGCGCAACAUCAUUCAUUUCUGCAAUUUGGCUAAUCAGGCAGUGGAACGAGGAGCUGGUAUGGAUGGCCAGAAGAUCACCUACGCUCUUAUCAAGCAUCGUUUGGGAGAUCUAUUCUACCGUUUAGUGUCUCAAAAGUUCGAGGAUCCUGCAGAAGGAGAGGAAGCCCUGGUUGCGAAAUUCAAGAAACUUCACGAGGAUUUGACAUCUGGUUUCCGCAACCUCGAUGAUGAAACUCGGUAAUCGAUGCAUAGGUACUAAACAAAUUCAUGCCAAAUCAGCUUUGUCGUCUGCUUUCGUGCUGGUGGGAAAACUAACUUAUUGUGAAAUUCUUAAUCUGUUUAGGAAGCACGAUGAGUUAAGUUGGUUUCAGGGUUUUGUGUUUGCCCGGGUUCAAUGUGGUGUAGCUCUGCUGUUUUUCGGUUGAUAAUAAGAUGCAUUGUUUAUAUUGGUUUUUUUGUAGUUCUAAGUCGAAUAAAUAGUAGCCUUGUGGGUUCAGAGAUGGAAUGUACUGUUUACGAAGACCAAUAUUAAG
This is a messenger RNA of Olea europaea var. sylvestris, 1301 nucleotides long. Its product is annotated as V-type proton ATPase catalytic subunit A-like. NCBI's taxonomy places the organism in Eukaryota, Viridiplantae, Streptophyta, Magnoliopsida, Lamiales, Oleaceae. The record is from RefSeq and is a predicted model, not a curated record. The coding region runs from base 8 to 1009 and encodes 333 amino acids. Gene Ontology annotation, biological process: proton transmembrane transport; ATP metabolic process. Gene Ontology annotation, molecular function: proton-transporting ATPase activity, rotational mechanism; ATP binding. Gene Ontology annotation, cellular component: plant-type vacuole. The transcript is spliced from 9 exons.